Molecule: messenger RNA, 297 nt
Organism: Geosmithia morbida
Lineage: Eukaryota; Fungi; Ascomycota; Sordariomycetes; Hypocreales; Bionectriaceae
Product: Dabb
Exons: 2
Coding region: 1-297 (98 amino acids)
Source: RefSeq, a predicted model, not a curated record
AUGAUUAAUCACUUUGUCCUGUUCAAGCUCAAGGCCGGCGUCACAGACGCCCAGGUCGCCGAGAUGAAAGCCCUCGGCGAGGCAAUGGUCGGCGUCGUCCCUGGCCUCAAGAGCUUCGCCAUGGGACCUCCUCUGGCUGCCACCGCCGCGCGCGCCCAGGGCUUCGACCUGGCCCUCCUGGCCAUCCUGGAGACGGAGGAGCAGCUCCUGGCGUAUGCUACGCACCCGGCUCACGUGAAGUAUGGGCUCCUGUCUCCCACCCUCCUCAUCAUACCGGAAGAAGGGAGCAGAGGCUGA